Molecule: messenger RNA, 3325 nt
Organism: Manis pentadactyla (Chinese pangolin)
Lineage: Eukaryota; Metazoa; Chordata; Mammalia; Pholidota; Manidae
Gene: PEX5
Product: peroxisomal biogenesis factor 5
Exons: 16
Coding region: 142-2064 (640 amino acids)
Biological process (GO): protein import into peroxisome matrix, docking
Cellular component (GO): cytosol; peroxisomal membrane
Molecular function (GO): protein binding
Source: RefSeq, a predicted model, not a curated record
CCGCUGCGCUUCGGUCACGGCCCCUUUAAGCCUGAGCCCCGCCCCUGGCUCCCCGCCCUCUCCUCCCCCCUCCCCCCGGCCCCGCACCUGGUGCCCCGGCGGGUCGUGCGGCGCGGCGCGCUGCGUGAGCUGGCGGUCACUAUGGCAAUGCGGGAGCUGGUGGAGGCCGAAUGCGGGGGUGCCAACCCUCUCAUGAAGCUGGCCGGGCACUUCACCCAGGACAAGGCCCUUCGACAGGAGGGGCUGAGGCCUGGCCCCUGGCCCCCAGGAACCCCAGCCUCCGAGGCGGUCUCUAAGCCUUUGGGAGCAGCCUCUGAAGAUGAGUUGGUGGUCGAAUUCCUCCAGGACCAGAAUGCACCACUUGUAUCCCGGGCCCCUCAGACCUUCAAGAUGGAUGAUCUCCUGGCAGAGAUGCAGGAAAUUGAACAGUCGAACUUCCGCCAGGCACCCCAGAGAGCCCCUGGUGUGGCCGACUUAGCCUUGUCUGAGAACUGGGCCCAAGAGUUUCUUGUGGCUGGAGAUGCUGUGGAUGUCACUCAGGAUUAUAAUGAGACUGACUGGUCCCAGGAAUUCAUCUCUGAAGUUACAGACCCUUUGUCAGCAUCCCCUGCCCGCUGGGCUGAGGAAUAUCUCGAACAGUCAGAGGAGAAGCUGUGGCUGGGAGAGCCUGAGGGAACAGCUGCCACAGACCACUGGUAUGAUGAAUACCAUCCUGAGGAGGAUCUACAGCACAUGGCCAGUGACUUUGUGGCCAAGGUGGAGGACCCCAAAUUGGCUAACUCAGAGUUCCUGAAAUUCGUGCGGCAGAUUGGCGAGGGGCAGGUGUCCCUGGAGUCCCGUGCAGGGUCGGGCCGAGCUCAGGCAGAACAGUGGGCAGCAGAGUUUAUACAGCAGCAGGGUACAUCAGAUGCCUGGGUUGACCAGUUCACACGACCAGUAAACACAUCUGCCCUUGAUACGGAGUUUGAACGAGCCAAGUCAGCUAUAGAGUCUGAUGUCGAUUUCUGGGACAAGUUGCAGGCAGAAUUGGAAGAGAUGGCAAAACGGGAUGCUGAGGCUCACCCCUGGCUUUCUGACUAUGAUGACCUCACGUCUGCUUCCUACGAUAAGGGCUACCAGUUUGAGGAGGAGAACCCCCUGCGUGACCACCCCCAGCCUUUUGAGGAAGGGCUGCGGCGACUGGAGGAGGGGGACCUGCCGAACGCGGUGCUGCUUUUUGAAGCAGCUGUGCAGCAGGAUCCUAAGCACAUGGAAGCGUGGCAGUAUCUGGGGACCACCCAGGCAGAGAAUGAGCAAGAACUUCUAGCCAUCAGUGCGCUGAGGAAGUGUCUGGAGCUAAAGCCAGAUAACCGGACAGCACUAAUGGCACUGGCAGUAAGCUUCACCAAUGAGUCAUUGCAGCGACAGGCCUGUGAAACCCUCCGGGACUGGCUGCGCUACACCCCGGCCUAUGCUCACCUGGUGGCGCCUGGCGCAGAAGGGGCUGUGGGGGCAGGACUGGGCCCCAGCAAGCGCAUCCUGGGAUCUCUGCUGUCUGACUCCCUGUUUCUGGAAGUGAAGGAGCUUUUCCUGGCAGCUGUGCGCCUGGACCCUACAUCCAUUGACCCUGAUGUGCAGUGUGGCUUGGGAGUCCUUUUCAACCUGAGUGGGGAGUAUGACAAGGCGGUGGACUGCUUCACAGCUGCCCUUAGCGUUCGGCCCAAUGACUACUUGUUGUGGAAUAAGCUGGGGGCCACCCUGGCCAACGGCAGCCAGAGUGAAGAAGCAGUAGCUGCAUAUCGUCGCGCCCUCGAGCUGCAGCCCGGCUACAUACGGUCCCGCUAUAACCUGGGCAUCAGCUGCAUCAACCUUGGAGCUCACCGGGAGGCUGUGGAACACUUUUUGGAGGCCCUGAACAUGCAGAGGAAAAGCCGUGGCCCUCAGGGUGAAGGGGGUGCCAUGUCAGAGAACAUCUGGAGCACCCUGCGUUUGGCGUUGUCCAUGUUAGGCCAGAGCGAUGCCUAUGGGGUGGCUGAUGCCCGGGAUCUGCCCGCCCUCCUAACUAUGUUUGGUCUGCCGCAGUGACAGUGGGAUGGGCUGCCCUGCGAGUGUCUGCCUGGAGGAGUCCCUGCUCUGGAUGUGACUCCCUCUCCCCAAAUGGGCCUACCAAGGGGGUGGGCUGACGACCGCCAGCGGUACGGCCUCUCAGGGGCAGCCUCAGUGUAGGGGUGGCUAGUUUGUGUUCUAGUUCCCACGUAAGUGUAGGAAAAUGGGGUGUGUUGUCUCUGAGUCCCUUGGUAAUUCAAGGGCCGCACAUCCCGCUGCACAUCUCUCUGCUCAUCAAGCCCUCUUGUGGUGCUGCUUUUUGGGUAGGACCCAGAGACAGAGGGUAACUGUUGUCAUCAGCUGCCAUUUCUGGUAGGGCCUACCACAUCUGUAAUGUCUUUCUUUUCCCCCAUGUUUACUGUUAAUUGAUAAUAGUGCAGCUUCCCUGGGCAGUUGUGUAUAGAAGGUUCUUCUGCUGUGCACCCUUCUGCUGACUUUAUCUAGGAUGGGGUGUGUUAGGAGUUGGCCUGUUUUAUUUAUAUGUUGAUUUGGCUCAGCAGAGCUGAGUUUCGAUAGGGGUGCUCUGUCACUGUUGGGCCUCUCCGGUGGUAGCUCGGUUUCCCUGGGAUGCUGUCUGCAGGAUGCCGGUGUCAUAGCAUAGGGGUCCUCCGUGCUUUCUCCCAGCAGUCAUAGCUGCCGGGGCCAGUGCCACACAGGGUGCUUGGGGUGGGAUAGGAGAAGGCGCACUUGUGGGGUGAGACUAGAAGGGGCCAGAUGGGAUGAGAUCCAGGCUCUGUUUGGGGCCUUGGUGGGAGGACAGAGUGGUGGGACUACGAAGGGGGUGAGUGCAGCAGCCCCUCCUCAUAGAAAGACCUGUGGGCGGGACCUGAGCUGGCUGUGGUCGAGGUUGGUUCAGCACUUGAAGUCUUGUCAGAUUUCCAGCAGAGAAGGGAUUUAGUGUUACCAUAAGCCUUUGCUGUACUUCUUGAACUGUUUGUGGGAAAAGCUUCAAAAAAUCCCUUUCCCCUACCUCCACAAGGUGCAUCCUGAAGGAGGAUAGGGAGCAGCUUGGGUCCCUCUCGGCUGCACCCUGCAUGGGGAGGUCCACUAACCCCCAGAAAUGACUGCUAAGCCUGUUGCCUUGUCUUCAGUAGCUAAUGAUCAGAGAGAAAUUUUUUUUAACUACCAUGGUCCCAAGAUUCCAUCCUGAAAUUUAUUUUUCUUUGUAUGAAUAUGUGUAAAUGAUUUAAAAAUAAAACUGUACAAUAUUUGUAUGAAAAAUAAAUGGACCUGACACAGG